Messenger RNA from Vespa mandarinia (Asian giant hornet), 2016 nucleotides. RefSeq names its product tektin-3. Gene Ontology annotation, biological process: cilium movement involved in cell motility; cilium assembly. Lineage: Eukaryota; Metazoa; Arthropoda; Insecta; Hymenoptera; Vespidae. Gene Ontology annotation, cellular component: microtubule cytoskeleton; nucleus. The record is from RefSeq and is a predicted model, not a curated record.
AUCUGCAAAUAUUCUGAUAAUUUUCUGUCUCAUAAGCGAAAAUUCUUUUUAAGGAAUUUCGAUAUGAAAAUAAUUAAAAAAGAAAAGAUAAGAAAAAAGAAAAUUGCACAAUAGCAAUAAACCUUUUUAUAUUUGUAAUAGUUUUUAUAUGAAUCAUUUUUGCGUCAUUGAUUGAAAUUAUUAAAAAGAAAGGAAAAGAAAAAGAAAAGAAAAAACGAAUUUCAGACAAAAUUCUAACCUUUAAUUUAUUUUUAUGAUCAAUGACAAUAUAUUACUAAUCGAGCUUGUAUUAUAAUACGAUACGUACAUAAUAGAUAUGACAAUUAAAAUUGCAAUAAUUAAUGUAAAAUAUAAAAUUAUAAUAACUGAUAAAUCUAUCUUACGUUCUGGUGCUGUACUUGGUACGUCUGCCAUGUUGAGAAAUGUCAUAAAUACUGAACUAUUAUACGCGCGCUAAUCAAAAUGAGAGCAAUUACAGCCAUGGAGUAUUGUUGGUACAUCGAUGCCAUACAUGGAAUCAAAAAUUCCUAUCCAUGUAAGCGAUUACAGUCGUACACAUCAUUUAUUACCUUGGAGACCUAAUACAGGAUUUGAAAAUAUUGAAGUUAUACCAUUGACUAGAAAAUGUAUAUCAAAUUAUCCAUUGGAUGCAACCAGUGGUACUAUGCAUAAGCCAUUAAAGUUUCCUGAUUUAGUAACAGGAUGUCAUAGAGAUUCUGUGCAUACAUCUAAAGCAGCUCUUUAUACAAGAUAUACACCAAAUGAAUGGUUCCAAAAACAAAUUAAAUAUUAUAAUGAAGCAGAUUCUAAUAGACAUUUAUCAGAAAGAUUGAGAAAGGAUGCUUUAAGAAUAGUUAGGAAUGCAGAAGAGAAAAUACAAUAUGGGCAAUUAGAUACUGGAAGAAGAUUGGGUGAAAGAAUAAAUGAUGUAUCCUUUUGGCGAAAUGAAAUUGUUUCAGAAUUGGAAAGAUUACUACAAGAAAUAGAAAGACUUCAGGAUUGUCGUUCUGUUUUAGAUAAAGCAAUAAGAGAUAUUGAUGGACCAUUACAUAUUGCAGAAGAAUGUCUUUAUCAUAGAGAAGCAAGAAAAGGGACAGAACUUGUUCAUGAUGAAUCAGAAAAAUGUUUGCUGAAAGAAAUAGAAAACUUAAAAAAUUGUCAAAGAAAUUUAGAUGUAUGCCUAGAUAAAUGUAAAGAUCAGUUGCGAAAUUGUAGAGCCUCACAAAAUCAAUUAGAAUUAGAUUUGAAAAACAAAGAGAGUGCAUUAGGUAUAGAUAUGAUGUGUCAUCAAUUGAAUAAUUAUAGCCAUGGACUACAAUAUUACACUGGAAUUGAAAAAUAUGAUCCUUGUCUCUCAGAACAAGAAUGUUGGGCAGAGGCAGCAAAUCGCAUAAUACAAAAAUCACAACACGAAAGAAAUAUGUCUAAUCAGUUGCGAACAAGUGCAGAAGCUCUUAUAAAUAAAGUGGCUCAAGAAAUGUGGGAUUCAUGGAGUACUACAAAUAGUGCUUUGACACAUAGAUCUUCUGAAUUACUCGAAGCUAAAAAUAAACUGCAACAACAUUUACAAAAAGUACAACAGGAAAUAUUUGAUGUUGAAAAAAAUAUGGAAUUAAUGCGUAAAGCUAUUGCUGAUAAAAGUCAUGCCAUUAAAGUUGCACAUACGAGAUUAGAGGCCAGAAUGCAUCGUCCAGAUUUGGAAUUAUGUCGCGAUAAUGUUCACUCAAGCCUUCAAAAAGAAAUUGAUGAAAUAGAUCAUCAAGUAAAACGUAUGCAUAAAGCUUUGAAAGAACUUGAGGAUCAACAUCAAAGAUUGUUGAGAACAAGGACUGCAUUGGAACAUGAUCUAGCUCUUAAAAUAGAUGCAAUAUAUAUUGAUAGAGAAAAGGUUUGCGGCCUAAGACGUGCAUAUCCAGUUAAUGCAUUAUUUAGAUUUUAAUUAGUAGUAAUAUAUACAUAUUUAAAGCUUUAAGCACACACACAUAAUUAUUUGUAUAUAUAUAUAUAUAUAUAUAU